Labeo rohita (rohu) is the source of this 542-nucleotide messenger RNA. RefSeq names its product ribosomal protein L35 (gene rpl35). NCBI's taxonomy places the organism in Eukaryota, Metazoa, Chordata, Actinopteri, Cypriniformes, Cyprinidae. Bases 115 to 486 code for a protein of 123 amino acids. Gene Ontology annotation, molecular function: structural constituent of ribosome; mRNA binding. The transcript has 4 exons. The record is from RefSeq and is a predicted model, not a curated record. Gene Ontology annotation, biological process: translation; maturation of LSU-rRNA from tricistronic rRNA transcript (SSU-rRNA, 5.8S rRNA, LSU-rRNA). Gene Ontology annotation, cellular component: ribosome; cytosolic large ribosomal subunit.
AGAAGGGAAUGGAGUAUUCUUGCUCCCUCCCGCACUCGUUUAGUUUCGUCCGUAACCCGGUAGAUUUUCCUGUGACCGUUACAACUUCCUUUCUUGUGGCAGCCAUCGAGCAAAAUGGCAAAGAUCAAGGCCAGAGACCUGCGUGGAAAGAAAAAGGAGGAGCUGCUGAAACAGCUGGAUGAUCUUAAAGUGGAACUUUCCCAGCUCCGCGUUGCCAAGGUUACCGGUGGAGCUGCAUCCAAACUCUCCAAGAUCCGCGUUGUCCGCAAGUCCAUCGCCAGAGUCCUCACAGUCAUCAACCAGACACAGAAGGAGAAUCUGAGGAAGUUUUACAAGGGUAAGAAGUACAAGCCUUUGGACCUGAGGCCCAAGAAGACGCGCGCCAUCCGUCGUCAGCUGACAAAACACGAGCAGAACCUGAUGACCAAGAAGAUGCAGAGGAAGUCCCGCCUCUACUCCAUCCGCAAAUUCGCCGUCAAGGCUUAAGAGAGGCUGUACUGUUGUUUUUCACUGAAAAAAUAAACACCCCACCCUGGAAUUAA